CGUUCACUCAAAGGCAUGGGAGUCUGAAGUUGAUGACACCCCCUAAGGGUGUGACAGGCUGGAAGAAGAGGUUCUUCUACGUGAAAGCCUGUGCGGUCUAUGCUAACAUGUCUUUCAGGAACGUCGAUGUUGGAGUUUCCGAUGAAGAUAUUCCUGUUGCUUCCGCGAAGACCGCGGACUGGUUCUCUAGGCUGCGGCCUAUUGAACUCAAGAAGUUGGAUAAUGACCAACUAUGGAUAUUGCGGAUGAUGCUCUCUAGACCGGAUAGGAAGGAAAGGCCCGUGUUGCGGGAACAGGGUGGUGCGGAUGCGGUUGGCUUGUGGAGGAUGUUUGAGCCUGAUUUCAAGGGCCAGGUUGAACUGAUCGCGGUUGAGCUGAAGAAAGGUUUCAACCUUGAAAUUCUGAAGAACUUCCGCGUACCAUCGAAAGCGGUGCUGGAAGCCCCGGUUCCGGGAGACGCAAGAGGUACGUCUUACGUGGCAUUAGUUUUUUCAGUUUAUCUUUUUGACUGGUCCUGUUGAUUGUGUGAAUCCAGGUGUCCUUGCGGAUUUGGGGAAGUUUGAGAAACGCGUCCCCAAAAAGACUGUGGAGAAGAAAACGGUAAAAAAGACCGUGCGGGGUCGUGGCAAGGGGAGUGUUGAAGGCUCAGCUGCCCCUUCUUCCGUUUUCGAAGCCGCAGGUACCUAUCAAUCUUGUUCUCGGGGAUAUACCGAUUACGUCGUAGUAUCUGACACCCUUGAGGGUUUGGGUGUUAUAGGUAGUGGUGCGGCCGCGGGUGGA
Helianthus annuus (common sunflower) is the source of this 780-nucleotide messenger RNA. RefSeq lists its product as uncharacterized. The coding region runs from base 33 to 521 and encodes 162 amino acids. The record is from RefSeq and is a predicted model, not a curated record. The transcript has 2 exons. NCBI's taxonomy places the organism in Eukaryota, Viridiplantae, Streptophyta, Magnoliopsida, Asterales, Asteraceae.